UGUCCCAUAAUGCUUUGCCACAGGACGUACGCGCUUCCUGUGAGACCAGGCAGCGAGAACAUACAUGUGUUCUUGUAUGUGCUGCUAACAGACGCAGGAGAAAAUGGACGAGGACACAAGUGCAGACGAAUAUCCCACAGAGAUCCAGGAAUGUCUUGUGGCCUUUGAGAAUUCUGUUGGUGCUGUUGAUCAAAUGUUGAACAAAAUGAUGUCUGUUUCCAGGUCCGAACUUCUUCAGAAAAUAGAACCACUGGAACAAGCAAAAUUGGAUUUGGUAUCUGCAUACACAUUAAACUCACUGUUCUGGGUGUAUUUGACCACGCAAGGAGUGAAUCCUAAGGAGCAUCCAGUGAAAACGGAAUUGGAAAGAAUACGAAGCUACAUGAACAGAGUCAAAGAAAUAACUGAUCGGAAGAAAGCAGCCAGAAUUGACACGGGAGCCGUCAAGAGAUUUAUAAAGCAUGCUCUCUGUGACCCUGCUGCAGAGGAAGUGUCUGCCCCCAAGAAGGAGCGCAAAUCCAAAUCAAAGCACAAAUAGCGCGGUUAGGCAUCUGUUUUGCAAACUUGCGAUCAUUGUUGUCUCAUUAUUAUUUUCCCUUCUCAAUUCAUUGACUGCUAAAAGUGUGUAUAAGCAAUAAAAUAUUGUUUUGUUUUUUUAAAUGAAAA
Pseudophryne corroboree (corroboree frog) is the source of this 666-nucleotide messenger RNA. RefSeq names its product C1D nuclear receptor corepressor (gene C1D). The transcript has 5 exons. The coding region runs from base 104 to 538 and encodes 144 amino acids. The record is from RefSeq and is a predicted model, not a curated record. Lineage: Eukaryota; Metazoa; Chordata; Amphibia; Anura; Myobatrachidae. Gene Ontology annotation, cellular component: exosome (RNase complex); nucleolus. Gene Ontology annotation, biological process: maturation of 5.8S rRNA; regulation of gene expression. Gene Ontology annotation, molecular function: RNA binding; DNA binding.